Mytilus trossulus (common blue mussel) is the source of this 4784-nucleotide messenger RNA. Its product is annotated as SWI/SNF-related matrix-associated actin-dependent regulator of chromatin subfamily A member 5-like. Gene Ontology annotation, biological process: positive regulation of transcription by RNA polymerase II. Lineage: Eukaryota; Metazoa; Mollusca; Bivalvia; Mytilida; Mytilidae. The record is from RefSeq and is a predicted model, not a curated record. Gene Ontology annotation, molecular function: sequence-specific DNA binding; ATP binding; zinc ion binding. Gene Ontology annotation, cellular component: nucleus. Bases 265 to 4749 code for a protein of 1494 amino acids. The transcript is spliced from 28 exons.
ACAGGCUUGGCCCAAGGGCUGAGCCCUGUGGUACUCCUGAGUCAACAGGGACUGAUGUUGAAUUGCAUCCUUCUGGUACAACAGUUUGUGUUCUUCCACUCAGCCAGUUUUUUAUCCACCUGUUUGUGUUGCCUUUUAUUCCGAAAAUUGAACUUGCCCAGGCUUGUGGUUUGAUCAUGAAGACUGAGCAGAAUUUUAAAUCAUUUAAUAUACUCCUGUAAUUUCAUCAGUAGAUUUUUGACUGUAUUGGUCAGCUAUAACAGCAUGUCUGGAGAGAAAGAACCACCAAAGAAGAGAAAGAAAGUAGAAGAUAAAGGAGAUUAUGAGGAUAAAAUUGAAGCCAAUAAAAAGAAGCGGUUUGAUUAUCUGCUGAAACAGACUGAGCUGUUCUCCCAUUUCAUACAGACUGGUAACAAAGAGGAGGAGGAUGAACAGGGAACCUCAACCUCUAAAGGCAGAAGGUCAAAGAGCAAAGCUGGCAGACAUAGGUUGAAAGAAAAAGAUGAAGACAAGAUUCUGUUAGACCACUGUAAAGCUGAAAAAGAUGUUGAAAUCUUUGAUAAAUCCCCAUCUUAUAUUCAGGUGGGAAAAAUGAGAGACUACCAGGUACGGGGCCUAAACUGGUUGAUAUCAUUGUAUACACAUGGUAUAAAUGGUAUUCUUGCAGAUGAAAUGGGUCUUGGUAAAACAAUACAGACCAUUGCCUUGUUGGGAUACCUGAAGCACUACAAAAACAUAUCAGGACCUCAUCUCUGUGUUGUGCCCCUGUCUACGGUAGACAACUGGGUGGCAGAGUUCAAUCGCUGGUGUCCAGAUUUCAGAGUGGUUGUUUUGAGGGGAAAUAUUGAAGAGAGGAAACAGUGGAUAAAGAAUGUGUUUAAGGAUGGUAAAUCUUGGGACGUCUGUAUAACUAAUUAUGAAAAAUGUACAAUAGAAAAAACAGCCUUGAAGAAAGUCCACUGGAGUUAUCUUGUUGUGGAUGAAGCUCAUAAAAUCAAAAAUGAGAACACACUGAUUUCUGUGAUAAUCAGAAGCAUCAAGUCCACCAACAGACUGUUACUGACUGGGACACCUCUACAGAAUAAUUUGCAUGAGUUAUGGGCCUUACUGAAUUUCCUGUUGCCUGAUGUAUUCAACUCAUCUGAGGAUUUUGACAGCUGGUUCAGUUCAGAAAGCUGCUUUGGUGAUGGAGAACUGGUGAAACGUUUACAUGAUGUUCUGAGACCAUUUCUGCUGAGAAGAAUUAAAGCAGAUGUUGAAAAAAGUCUGUUACCAAAGAAAGAAACUUACAUAUAUGUUGGUCUAAGUGCCUUACAGAGAGAAUGGUAUACCAAGAUUUUACUGAAAGAUAUAAACAUUGUAAAUGGUUGUGGAGAAAACAAUAAGAUGAGAUUGUUAAAUAUUCUGAUGCAGCUGAGGAAAUGUACUAACCAUGCCUAUCUUUUUGAGGGGGCAGAGCCAGGUCCUCCUUUUACUACGGACUUACAUUUAGUAGAUUCAUGUGGGAAAAUGUCUGUACUACAUAAAUUACUACCCAAGUUACAGAAAGAAGGUCAUAGAGUCCUAUUAUUCUGUCAGAUGACAAGGAUGAUGGACAUUUUAGAGGACUACAUGUUUUGGCAGGGAUAUGAAUUCUGUAGACUAGAUGGAAGCACUGCCCACUCAGAGAGAACAGAAGCUAUCAAUGAGUUUAACAAGAAAGACAGUACAAAGUUUAUAUUCCUGUUGAGUACCAGAGCUGGAGGACUUGGUAUUAACCUGGCUACAGCUGAUAUUGUUAUCUUCUAUGACUCAGACUGGAAUCCACAAAGUGACUUACAGGCUAUGGAUAGAGCACAUAGAAUUGGACAGACAAAACAAGUACAAAUCUUCAGAUUCAUUACUGAAAAUACUGUGGAGGAGAGAAUUAUAGAAAGAGCGGAGAUGAAACUGAGGCUUGAUAGGAUUGUUAUUCAACAAGGGAGAUUACAACAAGAUUCUAAAAAGUUAGAUAAGAAGAACAUGUUAUCUAUGAUACAACAUGGAGCCAGACAUGUGUGUGCCUCCAAAGAUUCAGAAAUCACAGAUGAAAAUAUUGAUCAGAUUCUAUCCAAAGGAAAAACAAAGACUGAUGAAGUAAAAAGUAAACUGGAUAAGGUUAGUGAUGGUAACAUGAAGUCAUUCUCCAUGGAGGAGGAACCGUUCACAUGUUACAAGUUUGAAGGACAGGAUUAUAGGAAGAAACAGCUACUGUUAGAACCAGAGGUCGUGUUUCAAGAUAAGAGUGAAAGAAGAGCAAAGAGAGAUGCUGUUGAAAGGUCCAAAAUGCUCUCAAAAGUCUCAGAAAAGGAAUUAUUUGAUACAAGUCUUUCUUCCUUUCUUAAGAAAAGGAUUAAUGGUAAAUGGAAGUCAGCCUGCCAUUUCUAUCAGCAGUUCUGUAUAGAAGAAGCCAGAAAACAUGAUUCUCAGGAACUGUACAAGAUGGAUCAUUUCAGUAGAGCUGUUAUAAAAAAGUGGAAUUACCUGACUGUAGAGCAGAGACAGGUUUAUAUUGAUCUGAUGAAAGAAGAUGAAGAUAAUUAUGAGAAAGGGAAGCAACUCAAGAAUCGAUACAAAGAAGAAAUUGUCAACACAAUGGGGAAGAUACAAACAACUUUGGAUAAGCUAGAUAAAGCCACACAAAACAUUGGUUAUUCCACUGUUAAAAUAUUAUGGCCAAGAGAACCUGUAAGAUCUGCAAUCAAGCUGAGUGAAAAAAGAUUAGAAGAAAUUGUACGGGAACAGUUUGACCUUAAUAGGUACAAAGGUUAUUGGAGAUCACCAUUUCACUUUUAUUUACAACAAUGUGUUGAAGAAGCUAGAGUUAGCAGACCUGAAGAUUUAUUAUUGUCUGAAUUUAAUGUGAAGUGUGUUAACCAAUGGUACAAUCUGCCUCUGUCGGAAAGGAAGAGAUUUGAAGGCUGCGCUGGGAAAGAUGACGAAAGAUAUUACAAACAACUCUCCAUGAUGUCCCUGUUCGAUUCAAAGCUUACAGAGCUGAACACGAUUCAAAAGAGGAAACGACUAGAAAGUGCUUGGAAUCACUUUAUGAAAAAAAUGAACUUUGGCCCAACAGAGGAGAAAGUUAAAUUUGAAUCUUAUCAAAGUGUAGUCAGUAUCAUCAAACAGUUACAAUAUAUAACAGCACUUAUAAAUGAAGCAGAAAAUCAGAUGGCAAACAAAGGGAAGCAACUCAACCCAAAGGAUGAGAAGACAGAAAUGGUAUCUAUUAUCAAAAAGAAAUGUUUCCAGGACCAAGAUGUUUGGACAAAAUUCUUGUCCUUUGUCGACCAUUACAUUCAAGGAGAGUUUAAAUACUCUGGUACCUUUCCCUCGGUCACAGACAAGGAGAAUCAUCAACCAGAUACUGGUUUCCAUCCUUGUAGAGUUUGUGGUGAUAAGAGUAUAGGAACAUUCUAUGGAACCGUAGUUUGCCAUAGCUGCAAUACUUUCUUUGUGAAUGCAGUACAGAACAGGCGACAGUAUACUUGUAAUAAGCAGAAGAUGUGUGAUAUGAAUUCCUUAGGAAUUCUCUGUGUGUUCUGUCGAUUCAAAAAAUGUCUCAGAGUUGGAAUGGUAGUGGCUGAUGUUUCCAUACCAGGAGAAAAACUUGAGAUCUUCAGAUAUUCCACAGUAAAUAAUAAUAAAAAGAAAGAAGUAAAAGCAGCAUCUUUUCCCUAUCAAAAUUCUCCUGUAGAAAUUUCUAGUGAUGAAGAUGAACUUCCAUUGACUUCUUUCACAAAUAAAGAAGAUGAUCUCCCAUUGGCCACUUUUACGAGUAAGGAAGAUGAGCUCCCAUUAGCCACUUUCACGAAUAAAGAAGAUAUGCUCCCAUUAGCCACUUUUGUUAAUAAAGAAGAUGAACUUCAAUUAGCUACUUUUGUAAAUAGAGAUAUUGAUGUACUUCCAUUGGUCACAGACAAAGACGAUGAUUUUCCAUUAGCUACUUUUUCAAAUAAAGAGGAUGAAAUCCCAUUAGCUAUGAUUGCUGAAAAAGAAGAUGACCUACCAUUGGCUACUUUGACAGAUAAGGAAGAUGAUCUCCCUUUGACCACUUUAUCAAGCAAGGAAGAUGAUCUCCCUUUGUCCACUUUAACAAACAAGGAAGAUGAUCUCCCUUUGACCACUUUUGUUAAUAAAGAAGAUGAUCUCCCUUUGUCCACUUUAUCAAACAAGGAAGUGAGUUUUACAGACAGAGAUGGUUACCUCCCUUUAGCCAAAUACUCAAACAAAACGGAUGACAAUGGGAAAGUAAUAGCAAAGAUUGUGAAAUAUUCUAAUGUCACAAACCAAACUAAUCUCAACUUAUCUAAGACUGUAGUCGACCAAAGACUUGACAAAAGUACAAAAAGUGGACAGAAGAGAAAGUUAGAAACUUCACAAAAGUCUGAAACUCAAAAUGGAAUGGCAGUUUGUACCAGGGUGAGAGCCUCACCUAUCAAAAAGGCAAAAGAUGAUACUUGCCUGUUUAAUAGUGUUGAAAAAACUAACAAAGCAAGACAGAAGCAGACCAAUCGUAAUAAAUCAGCUUUAAGUUCACCUAUUACUAUAGGAGAUGACAAUUCUAGAGAUUCUGUUGUUACAAUUAACUCUAACAGUGAUAAAUCUAUAACAUUAGAAAUAUUAACUGACAGUGAGUCAGAAGAAAGUGUGAGUGGAGAAGAGGGAACAUCAAAGUUUUUGAAAUUUGAUGUUGAAGUUGUAGGAAUAGAUAGUGAUGAAGAUCUCUAAGAAUCAUGUGUUAGUAACAGUACUAGUAUUAUAAA